AAUGCAAACUGACCAACUCAAACUUGAAGAACGAAAAAGGCAAAAAAGGAAUACUUUUAAGAGUGGGAAAUGGGAAGCACAAAAACUGAGUCAUACUUUGUUUUCAUGAAUUAUGAUCCUGAAUACCACCGUCUUCACGCUGAUCGAACUAAGAAAGGGGCGUAUGAGCUUGAUUUGUAUCUGAGUAGGAAGCACGAUGAGCUGUUGGCAAGCACCCUUCAACCUGGUACCUACAGGAAGACCUUAUCUUUGGUCAUUGUUGAUGGUUUUGCAGUCGAAAUCACUGAGGCUCAGGCUGUUUAAUGAAAUGGUCAGGCCAAUGUGCUGAGAUCUGCCAAUGGGGUAAGAGUUGUGGAGAAGAAUCAAGAGCUUGCUUAGUGCUGCUAAAGCUUGAAUGUUUGCAGAACGGAAGAGAAAAUAGGUUUCAACUUUCAAGAGCUUCUUGUAGAUGUGGGUUUUCAGUCUGUUUCUCUCUCUCUUAAUAAUCAUUCAGGACUUGAAAUAUUGCAUAUUGCAGCUCUAAAUCGAAGCAAUUUAGUCGUUUAAUGCA
Molecule: messenger RNA, 550 nt
Organism: Gossypium raimondii (Peruvian cotton)
Lineage: Eukaryota; Viridiplantae; Streptophyta; Magnoliopsida; Malvales; Malvaceae
Product: subtilisin-like protease SBT2.5
Exons: 3
Coding region: 70-303 (77 amino acids)
Source: RefSeq, a predicted model, not a curated record